Messenger RNA from Aureobasidium melanogenum CBS 110374, 2820 nucleotides. Its product is annotated as Tcp11-domain-containing protein. The transcript has a single exon. NCBI's taxonomy places the organism in Eukaryota, Fungi, Ascomycota, Dothideomycetes, Dothideales, Saccotheciaceae. The record is from RefSeq and is a predicted model, not a curated record. The coding region runs from base 1 to 2820 and encodes 939 amino acids.
AUGUCCGAUGAUGCCGGUCAAGUCUAUGCUCCACCCGCUCGCAUCGCCGCUCGCUUCUACCGCGAUUCCAAGUCUCGUCCAUACAAGUCCUCAGCAGCUUCGUCCCGUCGCAACUCGCUCUCUUCAAUUCAAUCACAUACCUCAACCCGUUCGCUACGUCGCUCUUCGUCAUGUCAAAGCAACUACAUCGCACAACACCUACGCAGAGCAUCCAUCAUGGAAGCCCGCAAAGCACGCCUUGCCGACCGCGCCGCCCACGUCGAAAAGGUCCGUUCAAGAGCCGCUAUGGCCAAAGCCGCUCCCAGAGGAGAUGCCAGUGCUAGUGAGGAGCGCGCUCUUGCUGCUCAAAUCGCUCGUGAGAACCAUCUCGCAAAAGUUGCUGCAGCAUGCGCCGAGGAGGUUCAGAGAGCAAAGCAAAAAGCACAAGAGAUCAAGCUCAGGAAACUAGAGGAAGAGAAACAGGCUCGCUUGGACAUGGAGGAGAGGAUGGCUGAUGCAGACAGGAGAAGAGCCGAGUACAAGCGUAAUUUGGUCUCACGCAGGACACGGCGAGCUAGCGAACAGGAGAAGAAGCUGGACGAUGUUACCGAAGCAGACGACGACACAACUUCCAAAGUGUCCGAAGAAACUGCCGCCGUAAGGAUACAACGAGCAUGGCGUAUGCGACAACGAAGCUUGGUUGUAAAAGCAUAUGCAGACUUUCAUCUCAGUCUGAAAGGUAUUCGAGAACGAUCCUUCGAGGAUGUUGGUACCUUGCUUUCAGGCACACCUAUCAUUCAGGCCACAACUCGAGUCCUUCGCCUCCUUGCCCUCCAAGAAAAUGACAACACGCCAUCACCUCAAGCUACACGGACUUUCCUCAGUGCUUAUCUUGUUAUCGUACAUCCAGCUUCCGUCUUCAGCAAAAAUGGUACUCAGGAGCAGCAUCUCAUUGCUAAAGCUCGCGAAUUGAUCGAGUCAUUCGAGUCUAUUCUGUCCAUGAUUUCCCGCUCAAACCGCCUCGAGGUACCAAACGACAGGCUUCAAGAUCUGUCACAACUGUAUACGACUUAUAUCAGUGCAUUCGAUGCAUGGAGAGCUCAAGAUUCAUCUGCUCUGGUCGAGACUAUGGUCGCAUCAUUUGUUGAGCUUGACGCCAUCUGGCAGACUGUCAAAGACGACACACAAGGCUCAGUCGCUGAAGAUUAUCGUCAAGGAAUUCGUGACAACCAGGUCAUGCUUCUCAGCAAGAUUCGAAAAUUGGCUGGGCCUGACCGUGCCGAUUUUCUCAUCAAAAAGUCCAUCCGCGAAAGCCGAAGAAGACGUGUUAAGAGAAGGUCUCCUGCCGAAGUCCGUCCUCGUGCUGCUACCGACAUCGAAGAUGGCGAAGCGGAGUCCUCAGGAUCACUACCCAUCGCCACCGAGACUCUAUCGCAAGGCGCAGCUUCAAGUGGUAUCGAAUCACAGGAUGACGUUCGCUUUAACCUCGCUCGCUUGUUCUCGCCUAUACCUAGCAAUCGCGUACUGACUCACGAGCUUGCCAUUGAUAAGGACUUCCGCAUCUCCUCUAGUGCUCAUUCAGACAUCCGCGAUGCCAUCAACCGCGAGCUUUGCGAUGGUAUGCGAGCCGGAGUUGAGCAUGGCAUGGGUACUCCAUGGACAGUCGCCAUGGCUCAGGAGAUCAGGGCCAAGCUUGUGCAUAUCGUGAAGCCUGGCAACUCGAUGCACAAUCUGAUUGUCGAGGCUUUGGACACUGAUCUCAUCUACCGACAAUGCGAGCAGGGCAUCUUUUCUUACGCCAACUUUUUCUCAUUCAUGGCCAACAUCCUGCCAAAGCUAUGUGCACCUUUCCGUGAUGCGCAAGUGAAGAUCUUGGCCGAAGAUCUUGAGUCAAACAAUGGCGAGGACAUGGGCGCUAUGAUUGAGAAGCUUUUCCGCCUGUUGCACUUCAUUGAUUUGCUCUCGCUCGAUUACUCCAACUUCCUGUUGAUGAACGCGGCACCUGUACUCAUCAGAGAGUCAGCUGGAUACGAAUCGCGAAUGUUUGCAGCAGACCUUACCUCGGGGAAAAUAACAUUGGCUGCAACCAGCCGCUGGUGGCGCAAUGCGAGCGUAAAUAUGCUGACUGAGGCCGAUCGCCGGGAUCCAGAGCAGGUCCGCAACCCUGCAGACAGGCCUUCAGUUCAUCACAUCUACACUCGUGGACUGGUUGAUACCACGUUCGGACAGGGUCCGAUCAGUACUAAUGAUGUGCCUGAGACCCUUGCUCUGGAUGUUGAGCGCCUGAGCACUAUCAAACAAAGAGCUUUGCAUGUGACCACGAUUGGUGCUAUCCUUCUGGUGGCCAAAAACAUGCUGAAGCGCGACGUGCGCAGUUCCUGGAAGGCCGAAGCUUCUCGUCUUUGGGAUCUUCUCAGUAAAGAGUCACCUUCCGAGGCCACAUCAGAAGACGCUUUGGCAAGCGUUUCAUCUCGCGUUUUUGGUGUGCUCGAAAACUCACACAACCUGCCACCAACGACCAAGACCGCAUUGCAAUGUGCGACUACUCGCAUCAUCACUCAAGCCUCCUCGCAACGCUUCACGGACCCUGUAGCCAAGGUCCUGUGCUCUAGACUUCGAAGUCACGUCUACUCGCGUGUUGUGGCCAAGACGUCGAGCGAGAGAGUCAGAGCCGCUAGUGGUGCAUCAGAAGCGUUGGCGAGUGCCGGGUUGCCAGAGUUCGUGACGCAAGUCGGUGAGAUGGUGGAACUCUUGAGGAAGGUGGCUGAGGUUGACUGGGCAUCUCACGGUGUUUGGUACGAGCAGGUCGCAAGCGAAGCCAAUGGCGCUGGCGAUGCCUAG